This is a messenger RNA of Heterotrigona itama, 1596 nucleotides long. The record is from the annotation of a GenBank genome assembly. NCBI's taxonomy places the organism in Eukaryota, Metazoa, Arthropoda, Insecta, Hymenoptera, Apidae.
AUGGUGGCCGAGACAAUGCCAGCGACUUCGGACGCCGUGCCUCUGCUGGGUAAGUCCGUGUGAUUUUGCUUUCAUCGGUUUUUAUCCUUCAGAGUCUCUUGUCUUUCUUUCUUUCUUUUUUUUUUUUUAAUAUUUAUAAAUGGGGCGAAACGUUGGUUACUGUCUUGAAUAUUUCAAUGUCCGAGAGACCAAGAUAUGACAGAGAACAUUCGUAAACACGUUCCGUCUCAUAAACCUGCACGAUCGAUCGAUCGAUCGAUCGAUCUCGGUGCUUGGAUCACAUACUGUACCGGUACUUCAUACCAGUAAUAAACAGUGAUGCUUGUUGUGUACAGUCCUUUAUCCUCGACUGAAGAUUAUUGCAUCGAGAAACUAUUCCACUGGCAGUAGUAACAGAUCGUACAAAUCAGACGCGGAGUUGGAAUAACGUCCGUUGAUAUCUUGAUUAGGAAUACCCGAGGAGAGCGUUUCGAAGUUACACGGUUGAUAUUUCAAUCUCAGUGUAUCGACUAAUUUCGCUACUAAUUUCGACGUAACUUACAACAUAAACAUUAUUUACACAACGAUGCCCAAUUUGACUAGACGGUUAACUAACUUGUCACUUGUUGUUGGUUAUACUUUUCUCGAAUUUGUUUCUCAUAUUUUCACAGGGACGUACUUCAACUGUAUUAUGUUUAUGGUGGCCAGCAGUGUUGUCAGCACCAUUCUCAUUUUAAAUUAUCAUCAUCGGAACUCUGACACUCAUGAAAUGUCCGAAUGGGUGAAAGUGGUAUUCCUUUAUUGGCUGCCUUGUAUACUCCGUAUGUCACGACCAACUGAUAAAGAAGAGAGAGAGGCGCAAAAGUCUCAAAAACCGUCUCCAGUCACCGGUGCUAGCAAAAGUCACGGUGACCUGGAGCUUCGUCAGAGGAGCAGCAAGUCCCUCCUAGCGAAUGUCCUGGAUCUCGAGGACAACGCUCUGGCGUCACAUAAUAACCUCCUGAAUAACGUGUACAGUACCCCUGGUCCUCACCAUCAUACGAUGGGUCACGGGCACAGUCACAUUCACACGACGCCUCAUCAUCAUCACAGCCACGCUGCAACGCCGCAUCAUCAACACUCGACGCCAUUGGCACACUCCUCUUAUCCGGCGGCGAUUCAGAUUGGCCACACGCCGCAUCAUCAUCCGCAUCCACCAGAUACGCCAGGCCCUCAGGUCGAAACGAUACUGCAAAACGCGUGUUUCUGUGCUCGAAACGAACUCAUUAUGAUCCUCAAAGAAAUUAAGGUAAUCGUAACACUCUCUCUUCUUCUGUCCAAAAAAAAGUUUAAAAGCAGUACGAAAUCCUCAGAUUUCUACGUUUCAUUCCAACGAUCCAAUUUCCCUCCAACGUUGCACUUCGCUUCGCGCUUGUCGGUGGUUUAAAAUACGAAUUAGAAACUCGCCACACGUGUUGCCACGUAAUUCGGGUCUCUCUUUUAUUAAACAAGAGCGUCUACUUGCUGUACUCUCAAGCACCCGACAGAGGUUUUACAAACUCUGGAGUCGUUUGUUUUUUUUUUUAUUUUCAAUAGAAAGAAGCGCCGUCCAUUAAUAAUAACGAGAAUGACAAUUAA